Panicum virgatum (switchgrass) is the source of this 1527-nucleotide messenger RNA. RefSeq names its product cytochrome P450 89A2-like. Gene Ontology annotation, molecular function: iron ion binding; heme binding; oxidoreductase activity, acting on paired donors, with incorporation or reduction of molecular oxygen, NAD(P)H as one donor, and incorporation of one atom of oxygen. The coding region runs from base 1 to 1527 and encodes 508 amino acids. The record is from RefSeq and is a predicted model, not a curated record. The transcript has a single exon. Gene Ontology annotation, cellular component: membrane. Lineage: Eukaryota; Viridiplantae; Streptophyta; Magnoliopsida; Poales; Poaceae.
AUGGAGGCCUGGCUCCUCCUCGCCGCCGCUGUGCUCAUCCCCUUGCUCGUCCUGCUCCGGAGCGGCAGGAGCCGCCGCUUGCCGCCCGGCCCGCCGGCCGUGCCGCUGCUCGGCAACCUGCUGUGGCUGCGCCACUCGGCCGCCGACGUCGAGCCGCUCCUCCUGCGGCUCUUCCGGCGGUACGGCCCCGCCGUCACGCUCCGGAUCGGCUCGCGCCUCAGCAUCUUCGUGGCGGACCGCCGCCUCGCGCACGCCGCGCUCGUGGGCGCCGGCGCCUCGCUGGCCGACCGGCCCCGGGCCGCCGCGAGCUCGCUCCUCGGCGUCACCGACAACAUCAUCACCCGCGCCGACUACGGCGCCGUGUGGCGCCUCCUCCGCCGCAACCUCGUCUCCGAGACGCUGCACCCGUCGCGGGUCCGCCUGUUCGCGCCGGCGCGCGCGUGGGUGCGCCGCGUCCUCGUGGACAAGCUGCGGGAGGCCGCCGGGGACGGGGACGACGCGCCCGGCAGCGUCAUGGAGGCGUUCCAGUACACCAUGUUCUGCCUCCUCGUGCUCAUGUGCUUCGGCGAGCGGCUCGACGAGCCGGCGGUGCGCGCCAUCGAGGACGCCGAGCGCGCCUGGCUGCUCCACAUCUCGAGGAAGCUGAGCGUCUUCUUCUUCCUCCCGUCCGUCACGAAGCACAUCUUCCGCGGCCGCCUCCGGGACGCCCACGCGCAGCGCCGCCGCCAGAGGGAGCUCUUCGUGCCGCUGAUCAACGCGCGGCGGGAGUACAAGAGGCAGGCCAAGGAAGAAGGCCGGCCGCCGGUGAGGGAAACCACGUUCCACCACUCGUACGUGGACACGCUGCUCGACAUCACGCUACCGGAGGAGGGCAACCGCCCGCUCACCGACGACGAGAUCGUCGCGCUCUGCUCCGAGUUCCUCAACGCCGGGACCGACACCACCUCCACCGGGCUGCAGUGGAUCAUGGCCGAGCUGGUCAGGAACCCGGCCGUCCAGGAGAAGCUCUACGACGAGAUCAGGGCCACGUGCGGGGACGGCGAGGUCUCGGAGGAGGUCCUCCACCGCAUGCCGUACCUGAAGGCGGUGAUCCUCGAAGGCCUGCGGAAGCACCCGCCGGGGCACUUCGUGCUGCCGCACAAGGCGGCGGAGGACAUGGACGUCGGCGGGUACCUGAUCCCCAAGGGCGCGACGGUGAACUUCAUGGUGGCCGAGAUGGGCAGGGACGGGGAGGAGUGGGUGAGGCCGAUGGAGUUCGUGCCGGAGCGGUUCCUGGAGGGCGGCGACGGCGCGGGCGUGGACAUGACCGGCACCAAGGGGAUCCGGAUGAUGCCGUUCGGCGUCGGCCGGAGGAUCUGCGCCGGGCUGAGCAUCGCCAUGCUGCACCUGGAGUACUUCGUGGCCAACAUGGUCAGGGAGUUCGAGUGGAAGGAGGUGCCCGGGCAUGAGGUGGACUUCGCCGAGAAGCGCGAGUUCACCACCGUCAUGAAGAGGCCGCUCCGGCCCCGCCUUGUGCCCAGGAAUUAG